Molecule: messenger RNA, 768 nt
Organism: Eurytemora carolleeae
Lineage: Eukaryota; Metazoa; Arthropoda; Copepoda; Calanoida; Temoridae
Product: protein DBF4 homolog B-like
Exons: 2
Biological process (GO): positive regulation of nuclear cell cycle DNA replication; regulation of cell cycle phase transition
Cellular component (GO): nucleus; Dbf4-dependent protein kinase complex
Molecular function (GO): protein serine/threonine kinase activator activity; zinc ion binding; nucleic acid binding
Source: RefSeq, a predicted model, not a curated record
AGUUUGGUUGAAUUUCUGACGAAGGAGGUUACCCAUGUUAUAAGUGAGGGUCCAGAAUGGAAGUUCCUCCUGGUUUCAAAUGGAACUAGUUGUGGUCCCCCUUCUCCCUGGACUCCUGGAGCUACUCCUUCCCCAUCUGCAUCUUGGGAUGGUGAUAAGAGUAAGAAAGUAAAAUCUCGCGCUGAUCAUAUGCUAAACGCAACCAGAACUCCUGAGAGAUCUGCAGGAUGUAGUGACGUUCUAGAGAUUGCAAAGAAGUUCAAGUGUCAUAUUUGGUCACUUAACAAAACUCUAGCUUGGCUCACCAAGUUUAAAUCCAAGUACGGAAAUAUUCACUCAGGACAAAAACCGAGUCAGGUUAAACACAAGGAAAGAGAUCUCAGAGAUCCUUUCCUCAAGCUAGACAGUUCUAUUAGAUACGCUAGACCUUCUUUCUCGGAGUUUAAAACCUGGCCGAGAAUAAGUUUAGACGGUUGGGCAGGCUCGUCACCGUUUAGUGAACAACGAAAGAAACAGAAAAAGAAAAGUUUCCCCGGUCGUUUUGAGCCAAACCGUCAGAAGGAAGAGGAUCCUAGUCUACGUAAGAAAGAGUGUUCGAAGAAAAAAGACGGAGGUUUUUGUGAAAUCUGCAAUAAAUCAUUCAGUGCACUAGAUUCGCAUCUGAGGGGAGAGUUGCACACGAAGUUUGUUCAGGAUAUUAAUAAUUGGAUGGAAGUUGACUGCAAGGUGGAUACAACCCAACCUUCAGCACGCAGUAUACUAUUCUGA